Procambarus clarkii (red swamp crayfish) is the source of this 1971-nucleotide messenger RNA. The record is from RefSeq and is a predicted model, not a curated record. Lineage: Eukaryota; Metazoa; Arthropoda; Malacostraca; Decapoda; Cambaridae.
AUGAGUGCACAUGCAGGAACGCAGGCUCAUGUGUUGAAUAAAAGUGUGCCACUGCCGUCGCCUCUGUACGGCAGUAACAACGCCGGCAGGUACAGCAGUGACAACGCCAGCAGGUACGGCAGUGACAACACCACCAGGUACAGUGACAACGCCGGCAGGUACAGCAGUGACAACGCCGGCAGAUACGGCAGUGACAACGCCAGCAGGUACGGCAGUGACCACGCCAGGUACAGCAGUGACACCGCCAGGUACAGCAGUGACAACGCCGGCAGGUACAACAGUGACAACACCGCCAGGUACAACAGUGACAACGCCGGCAGGUACAACAGUGACAACACCGCCAGUGCUGGGAGCCUUGCGACCGACACGGACGCUGGGAGCCUUGCGACCGACACGGACGCUGGGAGCCUUGCGACCGACACGGACGCUGGGAGCCUUGCGACCGACACGGACGCUGGGAGCCUUGCGACCGACGCGGACGCUGGGAGCCUGGCGACCGACGCGGACGCUGGGAGCCUUGCGACCGACACGGGCGCUGGGAGCCUUGCGACCGACACGGACGCUGGGAGCCUUGCGACCGACACGGACGCUGGGAGCCUUGCGACCGACACGGACGCUGGGAGCCUUGCGACCGACACGGACGCUGGGAGCCUUGCGACCGACACGGACGCUGGGAGCCUUGCGACCGACACGGACGCUGGGAGCCUUGCGACCGACACGGACGCUGGGAGCCUUGCGACCGACACGGACGCUGGGAGGCUUGCGACCGACACGGACGCUGGGAGCCUAGCGACCGACACGGACGCUGGGAGCCGAGCGACCGACACGGACGCUGGGAGGCUUGCGACCGACACGGACGCUGGGAGCCUUGCGACCGACACGGACGCUGGGAGCCUUGCGACCGACACGGACGCUGGGAGCUUUGCGACCGACACGGACGCUGGGAGCCUUGCGACCGACACGGACGCUGGGAGCCUUGCGACCGACACGGACGCUGGGAGCCUUGCGACCGACACGGACGCUGGGAGCCCCGAGACCGACACGGACGCUGGGAGCCCCGAGACCGACACGGACGCUGGGAGCCCCGAGACCGACACGGACGCUGGGAGCCCUGAGACCGACACGGGCGCUGGGAGGCUUGCGACCGACACGGACGCUGGGAGCCUUGCGACCGACACGGACGCUGGGAGCCUUGCGACCGACACGGGCGCUGGGAGCCCUGAGACCGACACGGGCGCUGGGAGCCCUGAGACCGACACGGGCGCUGGGAGCCUUGCGACCGACACGGACGCUGGGAGCCUUGCGACCCACACGGACGCUGGGAGCCUUGCGACCCACACGGACGCUGGGAGCCUUGUGACCCACACGGACGCUGGGAGGCUUGUGACCCACACGGACGCUGGGAGCCUUGCGACCGACACGGGCGCUGGGAGCCCUGAGACCGACACGGGCGCUGGGAGCCCUGAGACCGACACGGGCGCUGGGAGCCUUGCGACCGACACGGACGCUGGGAGCCUUGCGACCCACACGGACGCUGGGAGCCUUGCGACCCACACGGACGCUGGGAGCCUUGUGACCCACACGGACGCUGGGAGGCUUGUGACCCACACGGACGCUGGGAGCCUUGCGACCGACACGGACGCUGGGAGGCUUGUGACCCACACGGACGCUGGGAGCCUUGCGACCGACACGGACGCUGGGAGCCUUGCGACCGACACGGACGCUGGGAGCCUUGUGACCCACACGGACGCUGGGAGCCUUGUGACCCACACGGACGCUGGGAGCCUUGUGACCCACACGGACGCUGGGAGGCUUGUGACCCACACGGACGCUGGGAGCCCCGAGACCGACACGGACGCUGGGAGCCUUGCGACCGACACGGACGCUGGGAGCCUUGCGACCGACACGGACGCUGGGAGGCUUGCGACCGACACGGGCGGAAAGAUGACACCUUCCCUAGCAGCGAUAUAA